AUGCCUGACAAAGUAACGCAGACCGGAAUUCCCUCCCGUGAUUCGGCAAGCUUGAAAACACUGAUUGACGAAGAUCGUUACGCCUCGAGCACAGGUUUGGAGUCAAAUGAAGCAUUCUCAGACAAAGAUCGACCCGACGAGAAAGACUCAACACUUGUAGAGUGGGAUGGCCCUGACGAUCCGGAGAAACCUACCAACUUUUCUCCCGCAAAGAAAUGGUUUAUCACCGUCGUCCUUGGACUAAUGACAAUAUGCGUGACUUUCGCUUCAUCAGUAUUCAGCACAGCAACCGCAGUGACAGCAAAACAAUUUCAUGUCUCAGACGGGGUGAUGAUCCUAGCAACCAGCCUAUUCGUAUUAGGCUUCGCCUUGGGUCCAAUAAUCUUUGGUCCACUCUCCGAAUUAUACGGGCGGAAGCGACCGAUGUUCUUGGGCAUGAUUGUCUUUGCAAUCUUCCAGAUCCCCAUCGCAGUAGCCCGAAACCUCGAGACAAUCUUCAUAUGUCGCUUUUUGGGCGGGGUAUUUGCCAGUGCGCCUCUUGCCAUUGUGUCGGGUAUUUUGGCAGACAUGUUUGAGCCAGUAGAACGUGGAAUUGCCAUCGCCAUCUUCGCCGCUAGCACCUUCGUCGGUCCCGUUGCUGGUCCAAUCACUGGUAGUUUCAUCACAAGGCUCCUAGGGUGGCGCUGGACGGAGUAUAUCACCGCAAUCUGGGCGUUUGCCUUUUCCACCAUUGGCUUUCUUUGCAUUCCGGAGACAUUCGAGGGGACUUUGCUAACAAAGCGUGCCAAGUGCCAGCGCACCAAGACCAAGAAUUGGGCUUUUCAUGCCAAGGCGGAGGAGAGCGUUGUUGGUGCGCAAGAUAUUGCGCUUCGCUAUCUCCUUCGGCCUUUCCAAAUGCUGUUCUUGGAGCCCAUUCUUCUCUUGAUCACGCUGUAUGUUGGUUUCAUCUAUGGGUUCUUGUAUACCUGCUUUGAAGCCUAUCCUAUCUCGUUUCAUUAUGAACGCGGCUGGCAGCAGGGAGUGGCGGCUUUGCCUUUCGUGGCUAUCAUCUGUGGCGUCGCCGUGGCGUGUCUAAUCAUCGUGGCCUUUUCGUUGACACGGUAUCGAAGUAUAAUGCGCCGCACCGGACGAGUCGAUCCCGAGGAGCGGUUAAUCCCAAUGAUCAUUGGGGGUAUCCUGGCGCCCAUUGGAAUGUUUUGGUUUGCUUGGACAUCGAAUCCCCACAUCUCUUGGAUUCCACAAGUCAUCUCCGGAGGCUUUUUGGGGGCCGGGGUGUUGCUGAUCUUCUUGCAGGGACUCAACUAUAUUAUUGAUGUUUAUCCUAUGUAUGCCAAUUCGGCGAUUGCAGCCAAUUCCUUCUUUCGGUCAUGGCUAGGGGCUGGAUUUCCGAUAUUUGCCUUGCCAAUGUUCAAAAAUCUGGGUGUGCCUUGGGCCAUGACUUUGUUGGGAUGUCUCACCGCGGCGCUCUUCCCUGUACCCGUUGCGUUUUUCAUCUAUGGGCCAAAGAUCCGAUCAUGCAGUAAAUUCAGCGUGAAAGGGGAGUAA
Penicillium nucicola is the source of this 1545-nucleotide messenger RNA. RefSeq names its product MFS transporter. The transcript has 5 exons. Lineage: Eukaryota; Fungi; Ascomycota; Eurotiomycetes; Eurotiales; Aspergillaceae. Gene Ontology annotation, molecular function: transmembrane transporter activity. Gene Ontology annotation, biological process: transmembrane transport. Bases 1 to 1545 code for a protein of 514 amino acids. The record is from RefSeq and is a predicted model, not a curated record.